AUGCCGCCCAAGAAGAAGAAUAAGGCCGCACCCAAAGCCACGGCAAAGACUAUCAAGGGCAACAAGACCAAGACCAACAAGCACUCUACUCCUAUGUCUGCACACGACAAGACCUUCCCCUUCCUGGAACUUCCUCUCGAAGUCCGUCGCAUGAUCUAUCGCCAUGCUCUCGCCUCGCCUGAACUCGGGAUUGGCCAGCGUCGUGCCCUGCGUUACGAUUCAACCCUCCUUCGCUACAACAGAUUCGCCCUGGUGGACUUCACAGUCAACCACUUCUCUCUCUUCGCCACUUCCAAACAGAUCAGAAGCGAGAUCCAGGAGUCUGGCGCCAUGUCCGAGCUCUCCUUCAAGAUCACAUCCACCAUUGCCCUUGAAGGUUUCCUGGGCUACCGCAGUGGCUACCCUGGAGAAGCAAGAGACAAGAUCGACGACCGGAUCUUGUUCAUGCUGCAGAAGGCAAAGAGCAUCAAGAUUUGUAUCGAGAACCGCCGCAAUGACUGGGAUGCACCCAUGCGCACGGUUGGCUGGCUCGGAGCUACCCUGGAAGAUCCUACCACCGUCAAGCUCAUCGACAGCGCCGGCAAGGAGGAAAUUCCUAAUGGAGUGUUCCAAGAUGCAGUCACUCGUUGGCAGGCCUUCGCGCAGACACUCUUAACUAGAGCCUCAUGA
Molecule: messenger RNA, 669 nt
Organism: Aureobasidium namibiae CBS 147.97
Lineage: Eukaryota; Fungi; Ascomycota; Dothideomycetes; Dothideales; Saccotheciaceae
Exons: 2
Coding region: 1-669 (222 amino acids)
Source: RefSeq, a predicted model, not a curated record